AUGUGCAUGGCAAGAAAACGCUAAAUUGAAUGGUUGUUGUCUCGUGAACAACAUCCAUUCAAAACGUGGGCUAUUGCAGAUCCAGUCCCACAUUCAACCCUCCGAUCUGUUUUGGCGGAAUUAUGAAAAGAAUGGAGGAUAGUUCCAAAUGCACCACUAUAUUCUUGUCGCAGGAGUUGCGACAGGCCAGCGAGAAUGCGUUGGCAACCGAUGAUCUGGACACGUCUUUUGAUCAGCCAGAAACCACAGCUCCAUCUUUGCUCCGACAACAGUCGCAUCACUGGAGUUUAGGAAUUCGCCGCUCAUUGGCUUCCACAGACCUCCUAAAUAAUCCCCGCACGGCGCACUCUGCUGUGUCUCUAGAUAGCCAGGAGGGGAGGCUCCCGGUACACUCAGACUCCAGGGAUGAACUGAGCAAGAUGGAGUUCCACCCCACCAGCGACACCCAGCUCAACCCCAAGGGCAGCUGCCACAGCAGUCGCCCCUCCCUGGAGGACAUGGUGCCUGCCAGCGGGGAGGGGAAGUGCAGCACCGCCAAGAUGGGUGAAGUGGCGGAGAGCGUGAGCUUUGAGGAUGCCAGGGACGGCAGCGCGAAGGCAGGACCGGAGGACGAAGUUUCCGAGUUCUUCUUGUCCAUCAAUGAAGAGGACGAGGCAGAGGAAGGGAGGCUCAUAGUGGCCAACAGGCCUAAAGGGAAAAACAGACAUGAUGUCGCAUGGGGCUCCACGGAAAGCUCCAGCAAAUACUUGCAGGAAUUCCAUAGUUUGCCUAAGAGACUCAUUCCUUCAGAAAUAGCCCACUGCCUGUACGACCUGGAGGAGGAGUGCAGAGGAGUGGAGCGAGAGAGCCGCAGUGUGAAGUGGAAGAUGGAGCUGAUUCAUCGCAGUGUGCAGGCCCUGCAGGAGACCCUGAGGACCCUGCUUACCCACCUGGUUGAGGCUCAGACCAGCGACACCUCCGAUCUCAAGACCCCCACGCCACCCACAGCCCCGUCCUCGUCCGUGACCCCGGCCCCUGUCUCGGCUCCGCCCCCCUCCGAGCCCGACUCGGACGUUUCGGAGGACAGACAGAUGAGCGAUGCCUACUGUACCCACCAGCACUGCCCUGGGCACCGCGGCCUGGCAAGGUGCCCGUCCGAGACCUGCCUGCCCGAGUCCUACCAGAACAAAAACUGCUGCGCGCGGUUGACCGACAGCAUCGACGAAGCCCUGCCCAGCUGUGCCCAGCGGAAGAAGGAGAGAGCAGCCGCUUUCCAUGCCAUCAAGGAGCUCAGGACCGAGGUGGAGCGCCUGCGGUUGACCCACGAGGAGGAGCAUCGGGAGCACCAGGAAAUCCUGGGAGUCGUGCAAGACUUCCAGAACACCAUGGAAGCCCUGCUGGGCCAGUGGAACGAGGAGAGGGAGGAGCUUAAGGGCCAUGGCUCCAUCUCCUCCCAGAUAGAACUGCUCCGCCAGCAGGCCACAAACGUCACCAAGCUAACCCAGCAGGCUGUGGCAGUGUUCUGUAAGGUGGGCGUCCAGCUGGAGGGACUGGGAGCUGUUGGGACGCUGGUUCGAACCGCCUCUACCCAGCUGACUGCUAAUAGUGGCAGUCCCCAGCAGUGCCAGACUUGUAGUUCCAAGGUAGCGGACUCCAACGAGAAGAGAGAAUCAGAAACCUAAUCUUGCCGUGACUGAACCUCCAGCAAUAAAAACAUUUUCCGGAUACCACAAACAUUCACCUCUGUAUCAGAUCCAAGACCAUCGUUUUUGUGUCUAGCACACCUUGAUUGACGCACUGAUAUCCAUGGCUAUGGCAUAUAACUGCAACACUAUCAUCAGAAAGAGGUGAUACAUUUUGUUUACACCCAUUUUUGCACAGUAGGAAGU
Osmerus eperlanus (European smelt) is the source of this 1868-nucleotide messenger RNA. RefSeq lists its product as uncharacterized. Lineage: Eukaryota; Metazoa; Chordata; Actinopteri; Osmeriformes; Osmeridae. The transcript is spliced from 9 exons. The record is from RefSeq and is a predicted model, not a curated record. The coding region runs from base 123 to 1661 and encodes 512 amino acids.